UGGCUCGAGGUUUGGGGCGUUUCCCCAGACCCGCCAGGAGGUCUGUAUCUGCAGACGUCCUAGGACAUCCAGCGGCGAUGGGAGGCACAACAUCAGCAAACGUUGACGACAGCGCCCGGGAGACCUACCCGGAAGCGUUGGCGUGCUACCUAGCUGCGGCCGGUGUGACCCACUGCAGCGACGACGAGGAGCUGCUCCACUUCCUCGUUGACGCCAUCUCAUCCACGCCGCUGCCCGCCCCGUGGACGGCAGUACGCGACGAGCACGACCAGCGCGUGUACCUCAACAGGUACACCGGCGAGCACACGUGGCGGCACCCCUUGGACGCCACGCAGAAGGAGCUCGCGGACCUGUUCCGGAAGUGCUCCGGCCUGUCGCCGGCCCUCCGGAGCGCGACGCUCAUAGGGAUGCGCGAGAAGUGGGAAUCAGAGGCCCGCGGGGAGUACCUGAAGUGGCACUUUGUAGAGGCGGCCGGCCAGCGGUAUUAUUACAACCGCGAAACAGGCGAGUCCAUGUGGGAGCACCCGGCAGAGGUUUUGCUGCCAGCCCACUACAUGAAGAUCAAGGCGAUCGGCCGUCUCAACAACGACACGUACCUCACAGGGC
This is a messenger RNA of Prorocentrum cordatum, 606 nucleotides long. The record is from the annotation of a GenBank genome assembly. Lineage: Eukaryota; Dinophyceae; Prorocentrales; Prorocentraceae.